This is a messenger RNA of Klebsormidium nitens, 2722 nucleotides long. The record is from the annotation of a GenBank genome assembly. NCBI's taxonomy places the organism in Eukaryota, Viridiplantae, Streptophyta, Klebsormidiophyceae, Klebsormidiales, Klebsormidiaceae.
CUCGGUCGCUCAUUCAUUGUAAAGAUCGAAAGAAGCAGGCUAACGAUCCAUCGUCUUUGAAGUCUUUAAUUGGCUCAUGUACCGUACUGGGGAUCUUCUUCCUGCUUCAAGUUUCAGCAUUGCAGGAGCGUCAACUUGUUCAAGCUUCUUCCGCAGAAGGUCGUAAAGCGGACUUUGAGGCCAGGCUAGCAGAGCAUUGUCUAGCAGGAGCAUUGGAAAGGGCGCGCAAAGCAAUUGAUACUUCACUGCACGACGCCCAAUAUGGUGCCUCCAUCCAUCUUCUCGGCUGCCAUCUUCCUCUUUCUGGCAAUCCACGUGGCAUCUCAGGGUCCCGCCCCAGCCCCCGCCCCCGCAGGCACUGGAGUCACCGUGCGCUACUCCUUCAAUGCCAGUUUGGUCCCCCUGUCUCCGGACGGUUUCCAGCGCAACACCAUCGUUCUGACACCGGGGCAGACAGCAGGGCAGGGGCCGCUGAUCGAGUGCAACUCAGGCGACACCAUCAGUCUCACAAUCUUCAACAACCUGCCGUACGAAACAAGCAUUCACUCCCACGGCCUGUGGCAGCGCGGUUCCAACCAGUAUGACGGCGUGCCGAGCGUUACGCAGUGUCCCAUCCCCCCGGGCCAGAGCUUCGAGUACAGAAUACCCACAGUGGGCCAGCACGGGACUUACUGGUAUCACAGCCACUCGCAUGCUCAGUACGUGGACGGUAUGAAAGGCCCGAUCGUGAUCCACGCGACGUCCGAGCCGCAGGCCGCCCUAUACGACGCCGAAUACGUGGUGUCAAUCUCGGACUGGUACCACCAGGAGAGUCCCCCGGUCGUAAACCACUAUCUCCUGGGCACUUCCCUGGGAGCCGAACCGGUCGGAAGCUCGGUGGUUUUCAACGGGGUCGGCCGGUACGACUGCGGACUAAUUGGGAUUAUUCCCGGGUACACGUGCAACACGCCGAAGAACGUGCCGAGCUUCCAGUUCCAGACCGGGAAGAGGUACCGGCUGCGCAUCAUCAACAUGUCCGCGCUGUCCGCGUUCACGUUCGCCAUCGCGAACCACAACCUGACCAUCGUCGAAGCGGAUGGUGAGGACGUCGCGCCAUACACGGUCCCCGCUUUGGGCAUCAACAUCGCGCAGCGCUACUCCGUGGUCGUGACCGCCAACCAGACGUUCGGAAACUACACCAUGUUCGCCGACUACCUGUGCGCCCACAAGUAUCUCAUUCUGCCCGUCAAGGGCCGCGCCCUGGUCCAGUACACCAAUGCCACGCUGACACCUGGCACCAACGCGGCCGGCAACCCCUCCCAAGUGCUUUCCAUGACGUCAGCCCCUGAGUCAUCCGUGCCCGGGACGUCCGACCCGACCACCAAGCUGACGUGCGACAUGCUCGACACCCUGCCCUUGCGGAACCUGCAGCCAUUAUCGCCUCCCGGUAACGGAUGGUCCUCGGCGAACAACAUCACCAGCCUAGUUGCGCAGAAGUCGUACCUGGCGGGGAGCCCGAACGCGGACUCGCUGACAUUUACGAUGGACUUCAACAUGACGCAAACGACGUUGGGGCGGCCGGACCCGCUCAUCAACGGGGUCAACUACCAGCCGCAGCAGACGCCCGUGCUCGCGCAGUUGGCGACUUCGGGGCAGGCCCUGCAGACGGCGCUGUCCCUGCCCAACACUACCAAUGCUUACGUCAUCCCCAGCUCGGUGACCAGCGUCACGUUUAUUCUCAACAACCAGGACGGAGGCGAGCACCCGUUCCACUUGCACGGUCACGUGUUCUUCAUCCUGGGCCAGGGCCCCGGGCUCUUCAACGCGACGCGUGACGUCCCAAACCUGACGUUCAACCGCACCGCCCUCCGCCGGGACACCGUAACGGUGCAGCCCAACGCCUGGGUUGCGUUACGCUUCGCCGCCGACAACCCGGGCGUCUGGUUCGUGCACUGCCACAUCGACUUCCACCUCCUCGCCGGCCUCGCGUUUAUGUUCGUCGAACACCCGGAGCAGCUGUAUACGUAUACGUCCGCCCUCCAAACGGGGCCGCCCAGCCUCCAGGGCCAGUGUAACUACACCCCCGAGGUUCCGUCUACCACGUCGCUCGAUGCGCGGAUUACGACGUUGCUGAACGGGGAAUCGCCGAUUGGGGGUCAGCCGAGUGCGGCGAGUGGAAUCCAGAGUGGGCAGUGGACCGUUGUAAUGGCUAUGCUGCUGGCGGCUGCUUUUGUGGGUGGUUUGUGACGCUGUUUUGAGAGCGAGUCGGCCGUUUCGCAAGCGAGAGAAGAGCGGGAGACUUGGGAUGGUCUGGUCGAACAGAGUGCUUCGUCGAACAGAGUGUUUGGUGGUGUUUUCAAGGUUACCAAACCUAGGUAACGAGCGAGGUGGUUAGAAGCUGAAGCUAUAAUGCGUCUUAUAAGUAGGGAAACAGAUGCUUUGCAAUGAAGCUGGUUAGUGUAAGUUGGUUUCGAGUGACACCGUUUGAUUGAUUGCGUUACACAACCAGGUACAUGGAGCUGCUCAAAGUGCUUGUCUGAAUGUUCAUUGCCGCGGCGCGCUACACAUUGAACCUUAACUUACGAUUCAAGAGGAAAAAGGCAUUAGCUCUGGUUUCAAGAAAGGCAAUGGAGACGGCUUUUGAAUGAAAUACUGGCAGGAUUGGACAAGGUUGAUACUGAACGGGGUCUUUAAAGGUUUCGGUACGUAGCGACGUCUUCUGACCUCCGAUGUUAAAUCUGCG